GGGGGACAUGGGAGCCAGGCUGCCUGGGUUCUCCACUCUACCACUUUGGGGAUAUGGUUUGAUUGCUGGGGGGGGGUGGCAUAGUGCAGGAGGCCAGACACCUGGGCUCUCCAGGGAGGUGGGUCCCUCAAGAACUGCAGGAUGGUAUCAGGCCUGACCAGCCUAUCCAUUGCUCAAGACCUGGAAGUUUCGGCCAUACGUCAGGUGGGUGUGGCAGAGCUGGUGAGGUGGGGGGGGCAGGAUGUCUGGGUUCUAUGGGGGGUGGCAGGGUUGGGGGCACCUGUCCCUUGGGGUGGGGCAGGGUGUGCGCUGCUUGCCUCCAGCUGAGGUGGGGGGGGGGAUCCUUCACUUUCUGUUCCCCUGGGCGGCUGCCCCACCCCAGAGCUGGUUGCAUCUUGAGGGGGUGGAUCCAGGCACAGCACCGCCUUGCCUGGGAGGGGAGGUUGCCCCAGCACAUGCCUCUUCAUGGCUGUUUAUUUCCCACCCCCCGGAUUAACCCCUUCAUUCCUUUUGCCUCCCUCCAACCCAGAGGCCAACACGACCAGCAGUAACCGCACAGAUGGUCCAGCUGCUUCCUCAGGGCUCACGACAGAGGCCACCUACCGACCUAGCAGCGAGGAGCAGGCGGGUGCCCGCGUCGGGCCCAGCCCCCACCUCAAACUGCCCCCUGAGGAGCGACUCAUCUGAGAUCCUCCCAGACUUCUGCCCCCUCUUGGACUCCUGCCCCCCAUCUACGGGGAACCAUGCUGGGGCAGGGGGCAGUUGCAGCUGCCUUGCUACCCUGCGGUGCUUCCUGGUGGCUGAAGCAAUAGUGGGGGGCCCCAGACAGCACCCCCUCUGGACUGGUCUUUAUUCCUGCAUCUGUCUGUCUGUCCUGCAGAAGGGGCUGGUGCUGGAUCUGCCCCCAUGAGUGUUCCCUGGUGGCUGAGCCCAAGAAGCGGGGUCCCUGACAGCCCCUCACCCCACACUGGUCUCUCCAGUGUCCCUUUGUCUGUCCAGGCUCGGGGUGGGGGUUGGACUUGUGCUCCCUGGUGGCCAAAGCAAUAGGUGGGGUCCUGCCCCUUGCCCACUGGACUGGUCUUUACCCCUGCUCCCCUGGGGGCAGCCCCCUGUGUCUGUCUUGUGGGGGUAGGGGGUCGGGCUGAUGCUGCUCUAAUCUGUCCCCCCACUCCCCUCCCCUUUAAUGGCUUUGAAUGGAUGUUUAAUAAAAUCCUGGGUUUGUUAUUGAAUUGUCACAGGGGGACUGGGGUGGGGGGAUGCUGCUCUUCCAGCCUCAGCUGGCCCCACCUCCAUACCCUGUCAUACCUGUUUGCCUAUGUGGGAAACGGUGCUUAUGUCCCCUUCCAGGCCCGCUCUGAGGGUGCAGGGAUGACCCCCCCACCCAAGGCUGGUGUGAGGGGGAUAAUAGCUUCCUGCUGCUGUGUAUUGGGGUGGGAGACAAGGCUCAGCUACCCCUGCUCUGGGGGGAACCUCAGCCAUUGGGGGGGGGGCAGCACUCAAGGCUGGUGGUGCCUUCCCCCCAACCCAGUGGAAUUCAGCUCCAGGCGGUAAUGGAAACCCCCGGGACAGGGGCCAACUCUCCUCCCUGCCCUCGGCCGACCCUAGAGGUGGCUGCAUCUCAGCACUGAGGUUCCCCCCAGAGCUGGGACCUCACAACCCCUCCCCGCCCCCCUUGUGUCUAAAUCCCAGCAGCAGCCUAAACUCCAACACACACCAGUGCACACCCAUCCCGGACUCCGGGAGUAGAGCGCGGAGCCUGGGAGGAAGAGAGCCGGAGUCACGGAGGAGUCCUCGGCGGCGCCCCGUGCCUCAGUUUCCCCCCACUUUGGCGGAGCAGCGAGCAGCGCUCCGGGCAGGGCGGUGGGCAGAAGCUUAGGAGCUCGCUCGCCCACCCUUCUCCUCCCCGCCGCCUCCCGUCCUGGGGUGGCAAUAGGGGUCCCCUCGCUCCCACAAGCGGAUGCGGCACUUCAGCCUGGUCCGAGCCCGGGUCCGAGCCGAACGUUGGCGCUGCC
This is a messenger RNA of Alligator sinensis (Chinese alligator), 2012 nucleotides long. It is a transcript of the gene CRB3, whose product is annotated as crumbs 3, cell polarity complex component. Lineage: Eukaryota; Metazoa; Chordata; Crocodylia; Alligatoridae. The record is from RefSeq and is a predicted model, not a curated record.